AUGACAUCAAAUAUAACGGAAUUAAAUAAAUGGAUUGAAGGUUAUGUUAAUCCACAAUCAGAAGAAUCAGUGAAAACCAAUGCGAUUAAUAUGGUUUUAUUAUAUAUGAAAUCAAAUAAAAUUGAUUUACAAGAUGUGGUUCAAGGUUUAGGAGAUUAUUUAAAGAGUAAUGAUUCAAUACUUCGUGCAAGAGGUACAUUAUUAUUAUCAGAAGUAUUAUGUAGAUUACCAGAUUUACCAUUAAAUCAAGAUCAAGUUCAUUUCCUUGCAAUGUUUUAUUGUGAUCGUUUACAGGAUUAUGCAUGUUCUUCAGAAGUUGUUAAAGGUAUUACUGGUUUAAUAACAAAUCAUACUCCAGAUUAUCCUGAUAAUCAAAAAUUAUUAAGAAAUAUAUUUUCAGAAGUUCAUCCAACAUCAUUAACUCAAGCACAUAGAAAGAUGGUAUUACAAGUUAUUGAUAUAAUGUUUAAUAAAUGUUUAUCAGAGAUUCAAGAACUUAAAAAUGAUUUUAUGGUUGGAUAUUUACAAUUUAUAGAUAAUGAAAAGGAUCCAAGAAAUUUAAUAUUCUCAUUUAAAUUAUUACCAAAAGUAAUUUAUAAUAUACCAGAGCAUAAACACUUUUUAGAGAGUUUAUUUGAAAUUAUAUCUUGUUACUUUCCAAUUUCAUUCAAUCCAAAAGGAAAUGACCCAAAUUCAAUUACUAAAGAUGAUUUAUCAAAUUCAUUAUUAAAUUGUUUUUCAUGUACACCAUUAUUAGCAGAACAUUCAAUUCCAUUUUUAAUUGAUAAGAUUUGUAGUAAUUUAAUUGAAACAAAGAUUGAAGCAUUACAAACAUUGGUAUAUUGUUGUGAUCGUUAUGGUGGAUUUGCAGUUCAACCAUUUUUAGAAGAGAUAUGGAGUACAUUAAGAACUUUAAUUUUAACACACAAGAAUACAACAGUUAUUGAAGAAUCAAAGAAAACCAUUUUCUAUUUAACAAGAUCAUUUACAAAAGAACGUAAAGUUUUAGAAUCAUUCCUUUCAAUAAUGAUUAAAGAAUGUCUUCAUCAUAUUAAAUCUUCACAAGAUUCUAAAAUUGCAAUUUAUUGUGCUUCAAUUCUUUAUCAAUCUGUUAGUGCAAGUUUAUUAUCAUCAAAAAUCAUUUUAAUUCAUAUUUUCCCAAAUUUAUUUAAUUUCCUUAGUGAAUUACAAAAACAAGAUACAGUACAAAAAGUAAAUGAACAAAAUUCAGUGAUCGCAUUAUUUAAUGAUUUAUUGAAAGCAAAUUCAAUAGCAUUUGAAAUGUAUUCAAAUGAAAAUAAAGAACCAAAUCCAUUAGAACCAUUUGUUGAUCAAUUAUUUAAAUUAUUUUCAGAUUUAUUAUUAUUGAAUUCAUCAUCAUCAAUUAGAUCAAAUUCAAUCGAAUGUUUAUCAAAUCUUUAUAUUUCAAAAAAGGUACAUACUACUGAACAAGAUGAUGACGAUAGUGAACAAAUCACUAAUGAAUUCCUUUUGGAUUUAGAAAAGAGACAAUUCAUUAUUAAAAGUUUAGUUUCACUUUUAAAUAGUUCAGACAAUACAUUAAGACAUAAGAGUUUAGAUUCAUUGUUUACUAUUGCCUCAAAUGAAGAUCCUUCAGUUUUAAAUUUAUAUGUAAUACCAACUUUAUUACAAAUGAUUAAUCAUUCAUCAUGUAAUAUUAAUACAACUAAUAAUAAAAUUAAUAAUAACAAUAAUAAUAAUAAUAUUGUUAUAAAAAAUAAUAAAUGUCAAGAUGAACAUUGUAAUGAAGAUCAUAGUAAUAAAAAUGAAAAUAAUAAUAAUAGUAACGAAAAUAGUAAUGGUAAUAGUACUAGUGGUAGUGAUGAUGAUUUAAAACAUUAUUUAGAAGCUUUCACAAAAUUAUGUACACAUCAACCAUUAUUAGAGAGUGUUAUACCACAAAUUCAAGUACUACUUCAACAUAAUAUUAAAGAAACUUAUCAAUCGAAUGAAGAUUUUGAAAAGAGUAUAUUGAUUUUACAAUCUAUAAGUUUUAUUUUAGAGAAAUCAACAAAUAUUAAAUCAAUGACAAUUUGUUCAAAAUCAAUUUUAUUCCCAUUAAUUAAAGGUUUAUAUAAACAAGAAUUAAUAUCUUCAAGUAAUGAUAAUAACAAUAAUAAUAAUAAUAAUAGUAAUAGAUUUAAUCAAAUUUUAACACCAACUUUAAAAAUGAUUCAUUCAAUUUUUGAAAAUAUUUCAAUUGAAUCACAAAAACCACUUUUAGAGAAAUUAAUUAAAUUAUUUUUAAAUGGUGAUACUUUAGUUAUUAAUUAUCAAUUACCAACAACGACAACAACAAUAAUUAAACCAUUUGAAAAAUCAUCACCAUAUAAAUAUUUAAUACCAAUAUUUACAACAAUCAUCUCUCAAAGUAAAUUAGAUUUAUCAGAAAAUAAUGAAUUGAAACAAUCACUUUACCAAAUGUCAUUAGAUGUAAAUGUAGAUGAUUCAAUUGCAAUCUCUUGUUCAAAAGCUUAUUCAUCAAUCAUUAAUAAACAACAACAACAACAACAACAAGAUCAAAUCAAUUUCAAUUUCUUUAAUGAUAAUCUAUUAAAAGUUAUCAAUGAUACUACCACACCAUUACCUUUGAAAAUUAGACAUUUAGAUUUAUUCACUUGGUGUACAAAAGCAUUAUUAACAAAUGGUAAUUCAAUUAAUAUUAAACUUGGUUCUUGUUUAGCUGAUAUCAUUUCAAAUGAAAAUGUAGAAUUAUCUUAUCAUGCUUCAAAAUCAUUUGGUAUUUUAUUAAGUGAAACUGAUGUUUUAAAUGAAAAAUCUGGUUCAAUUAUAAAAAUCUUAUUUGAACAAAAAUUCUUUACAUUAAUGUUCCCAAUUUUAUUAGAAUCAUUUAAGGUUAGUAAAAAUAAAGAAUUACAAACAAUCUCAUCACAUUAUUUAAUUGCAAUUUCAAAUUUACUUAAACAUGUACCAAAAGAGAUUUUACUUGCUGAAUUAAAUGAAAUCUUACCAAUCGUUAUGCAAUCACUUAAAAGUUCUGAUAAUAAUGAUCAAGUUCAAUUAUUAGAUAGUAGUUUACAAACUUUAACAAUGUUAAUCAAUGAAACUCCUUCAAGUUUUAUUUCUUAUUUAGAUUCUUUAAUUCCUUCAUUAAUUAAAAUUUCUACAAAAUCUACAAAAUAUAAUUUAAAAAGAUCAGCUUUAGAGAUUUUAACAUUAUUAUCAAAGUCAAUUCCAUUUGUUAAUUUAUUCCCUUAUAAAACUCAAGUAGUUACAGAUAUAAUUCCUUGUUUGGAUGAUAAAAAGAGAAUAGUAAGAAGAGAGGCUCAAAAAUGCAGAAACAGCUGGUAUAUUUUGCAAAAGUAA
Molecule: messenger RNA, 3348 nt
Organism: Dictyostelium discoideum AX4
Lineage: Eukaryota; Evosea; Eumycetozoa; Dictyosteliales; Dictyosteliaceae
Gene: mms19
Exons: 6
Coding region: 1-3348 (1115 amino acids)
Biological process (GO): protein maturation
Cellular component (GO): cytoplasm; nucleus
Source: RefSeq, a predicted model, not a curated record